CCCCUGACCAGAACACACACUUCAGUUAGUGCUAUAGAGGAACAGGUGGGCAGUAAAGACCGAGAGAAAGGUCAAGACCUUUGCACAGUAAAAGUAGAAGUGUCUUAUUGCCCAACUGUGGACUUUCCAAAACUACACCCAGAAAUUAACUCAGUAAACUGUGAUAGACUUUGACCGAGCAUCGGCGUGUUAGAAUGCCUCCCACAGGAUUUCAAACUGAGCAUUCCAGAUGAAUUUUCCCAUGCACCACCAACAUCGCUGGGUCCCUGAAGGGCUGCGACUUAAAGGCCAAAGGUCACCAAAGAGCUUCCCACUGGUCACGAUACACAGCAGCAAAUAAAUAGCAACGAUGGAGAAAGUAAAGCACCAUGUAAUCACUUCUCGUCACCUGCGACUCAGGCAGCAUGACCCAAGUGGAGCCUUUUGGAGAGUCUGAGCUUCGAUCUCAGCUCAGAGCAUCCAGAACAGAAAUCGCAAUGGCCGUCCAUGACCCUUUCCCACUGCUGUAUGGCUUGGCAGAUCAUGACAUCAUCUCCGACCGACUCCUCGGGGAAACUCUGGAGAGAAAGAAAAAAGAUGGGAUCCAUAAGGCGGUGUAUUCCCUCCUAACAUGGCUGCUGGAGCAGGACUCCUCUGUCCUUCAGGCCUUCUGGAGCAAUCUGUCCAAAGAGUACAAUCAGGAGAGUUACCCUAAACUGCAAAACCUCUUCACUAAUUUACCUAAAGGUCUGAGGUUGGGAAGCAGGCCUGUUAGAAGUCCUAGACCUGAGGUACAGAGUCGUCCUCAUCCCAGCAAGAAGAGGGGAAUCGGAGAGAAACAACUGGCACUUCGACCUCAGAAUUAUGGCAAGAAAGCUCUGCACAUCCGCUCAGGAGGCAAAGGCAAGCCCCUGAGGAAGACAGACAGCGCGUCUCUCUCUCAGGUUUCAGUAAGCAACGGUGUGCAGUCGGUGUCCACGUCAGUCCAGCGUGCUGUCACUCUGUCUGCUGGAGAACUUCCUGUGGAGGAGAUUCUCAUCCAACAAGUCAUCGAGAGUGGAGGAGCCAAGAAGUGCAUCAAGGUCGGGGGAGAGUUUUAUUCCUCCUCUACGCUGGAGGAGACGCCGAGUGGUCACAUGACCCAGACGGGACAAGGUCACAGUCACCAGCAGGGGGAGACACACACCCAAGUGAUGGAUGUGGAGCGUAACGAUGAUGAGUGUGCAGUGUGUAAGGAUGGUGGUGAGCUGAUUUGCUGUGACGGAUGUCCUCGAGCCUUUCACCUCACCUGCCUGGUGCCUCCACUCACCUCCAUACCCAGCGGUUCGUGGCGCUGUAGGUUGUGUAACGGCAGCAGAGCGAUGGCUGAGAAGACGUACGUGUCUCUGCAGUCUCCUCCGCCUCCUCCUCCUCCUCCUCCUUCUCAUCCUCCUCUAACGGAGAGCAGCUCCAACUCCAUGGUGGAUUUCUCCUUCUUCUCUUCCACCUCGCUGUCCACGCUCACCAGCAGCACGAGCACACAGCCUGCAGCAUUCCAGAACCCGGACUCGGAGCUGGUGGGCAUCAGGAAGUGGUGUGGGAUUUGCCACCUGAGCCGCGGAGAGCUGGUCGUCUGCCCUGAGUGUCUGCAGAGCUUCCACACACACUGCAACUUCCCCAAUGGGAGAGCGAGAUGCAGGACGUGUUCAAGAUCUUGGGUGUCAACAGAGACGGAGGCAGCAUCCAGAGCUGUGCAGGUGGCUCAGUGUUGUACGGAUCAGGGAUCAGUUCACUCUGAACAGCAGAUCCUUAACAAAGAUGAGCUGGACUCCUAUGUGGGGGAGACUUCCAUCGAUGGGAUCCUGCAGUGGGCUUUUCACAACAUUUCCCGGCCCCUCUCUGAGUCUCAGGGCUACUUCCAGUGACUCCACAAUGCCUGUAAGACCUAAUGAUCUACAGCACAGGAAAUACAAGGCACACACACACACACACACAGGUUGAAGACACUGGUUUGAAGAUUCCUGCUGUAUAUAUUUUUGUGUGUAGAUGAAAGUCUGAGCUUUUGGCAGGUGAUUAAUAAUAAUCACAUAUAAGCGACAUGUAUGAUUCCAGGGCCUGUGUCUGAACUUUUGCUCUUAAGUAUAAACUUUAAUGUUUCCUGUACCCAUGUGAUCAUUAGAAACCUCCCUAUGUUUCUGUAUGGUAAGGGGAAAACACCACCGGAUUGGAUUUACCACAGUUCUAUGUGAACACUGUUUAAUAAUGAGGAGAACCUCUUUUACCUCCACCGAAAGUUUCCUGUAGCUGCUGCUCAGACUUGCACAACAGUGAGAAGGAAUUUUAGACCCACAUCAUCAAUAUUUCUGGGAUUUUUUUUCAUGAACGGCCCUUUUCAGGUUACACUACAGCAUGGACUCUGUUGUUGAUUUACUUGCAUGUUUUGGGUCAUUGUCCUGUUGCUUCAUCUCUGUUCUCCUAAGCUUAAGGUGACAGGUUGUUACCAUGACAUUCUCCCAUAAAGAUUUUUUUAUAUAAUUUUGAAAUCAUUGUUUGCAAUUUGAUUCCACUGAUUACAAUUUCUCUAAAGAAAGCAGGCCCAAACCAUGAUGCACCCGCCACCGUGCUUCACAGUUGGAAUGAGGGUUUGCUGAACAUCUUAAAGUUAGCAAAGACAGCUUGUGCAACAGACACAAGUAGCAGCAAUGUGUAAUUCUAUGUUUUGCAAGAAAAAGACUGCAUAUCAACACCAAAACCUCAUCCAUGCUAGUUCGGGGCUGCUUUGCUGGUUCCAAAGCUUCCAAACAUUGAACAAUAAUUUCAAAUUUGUAAGGAAAGGAAAAUUUUUGCUACAUUCUCAUACAGAAGUUCUCAAAUGUUCUGCAGCUACAGACCCCUUUAUCUUUUUAAAAACAAAAUUCCACAGACCACUUCAGCACUGAUUUAUUUUUAUUAACUAUUCCAAUAUUAGCCUCAUUAUUUAAAUGUGUACAUUCCAAUGUGUAAUAUACCAGCUAUUCAGAGCUUUUUAUUUCUGAAAUUCACACUUUUAUAACAUAUUUUUAUCAAGAAUUUAAAUAGAGUCAAGUUGACAUUAUUUAUGGGCCUACAAGUUUGAGUGAGUUGUUUUUAAGGUUUGGAUUGAACACCCAGCUAACACUAAAAGAACUAUACAAUAAUAAAUACAGCUUUAAUGAUCAUGGAUUUUGAUUUCCAGCAAAACAUGAAGAAUUAUGGGUCUAGAAGAUGAACUCAGUAUUUUCCCCUUUAAAAACUUAGCCUAAUGUUCUGGCUUUUAAUUUGCCCUGCAAUUUAGGCAACAUUUUCCAGACAUGUCAUUGAUCUUUGCACAUUAUGCAACAGUUUUUAGUGAUAUCUUAAA
Messenger RNA from Pangasianodon hypophthalmus (striped catfish), 3337 nucleotides. It is a transcript of the gene aire, whose product is annotated as autoimmune regulator. Gene Ontology annotation, biological process: humoral immune response; regulation of transcription by RNA polymerase II. The transcript is spliced from 14 exons. Lineage: Eukaryota; Metazoa; Chordata; Actinopteri; Siluriformes; Pangasiidae. Gene Ontology annotation, molecular function: translation regulator activity; DNA-binding transcription factor activity, RNA polymerase II-specific; DNA binding. The record is from RefSeq and is a predicted model, not a curated record. Bases 405 to 1883 code for a protein of 492 amino acids. Gene Ontology annotation, cellular component: nucleus; cytoplasm.